UCUGGUGUUGAGACCAGCUUCGAUGAUUGAACCAAUGCUUUAGGAUGAAAGAAAAAGGUCAAGGUGAGUGUCCUGAUCAGGAUUGGCCAAUAGUUCAAAGUCGUGGACGAAAAACUGUGACACUUGAACAACAGGCAAAUGGGUUGAGUUUUUUCUGGUCUGCCGAUGAACUUGCAGGUGAAGUUCACCAAAAUGGCGGAAUACCAAACGCUCAGAGUGAGACACCAGCCGUGAAGUACGCUGAGGUCGCCAAGCUGAAUGGAGCUGGAGCUGUCACUGUUCAACAAAAUGGCGUUGUAUCUUACCAAAGCAAAACGAGCAUUACCGAAUCUAAACAAGAUACGAAACAGCAAAACAAAUCACUAAACAAAACGCAGCAGAGUGCCUCGAGAAACGACCCAGUUCACAGCCAGCCUGAUCCCACAGCCGCACACAGACCCCGCAGUAAGGGAGAAAUAACGGACAAGCUGUUGGCAAGAUGGCUGAGGUCGGGUAACCCGGCGGAAGUCCUUUGUGCUAUGACAUCCAUGCAGACGGCCCUAGAAAGGUUUCUUAUGUCAGACUUCAUAAACAACGACUCGUUCUUUUCUUUCGUCAAGGCGGUAGAACUGGCCACAAAAGCCGCGUAUAUAAGACAAACUCUAUCCGAACUUCUGGAAAUCUUGUGUGACAAUAAAUUCUUUAGCAAGCACGCCAUCAACUUCUUUCACCUGACAAUACCCAAACACGGCUGCAAUACUCGAGUGGAAGCCAUGAAAUCAUUAGCUGAUAUAUUGAUGUGUACUGUAUACGUUUUACCAGCAAAGGCCACUACUUGCAUGACGACCAGCGUGCAGUUACAAAAUAUCAGAAAUAGUUCAAAAGAUUUACAAGGAAUGAAAGAAUUAAAGGAGAAAUUCGAUACACUGUACAAGACGGCUAAGGAAAUGUACACAUCUGUUAAUAAACAGACCUCAGCCUCAGAGAUGCAGAUUUCUGAUGUGGACCAGAAAUCACCAGAAAGUUUCCGAGACCUUCCUGCAUAUCCCACCCUGAUGGAUGUCAACAGAACUUCUGACACCUACCUGCAGAAAGCUGUUGUUCAAGGCGCUUACAUAGAUGUUGAGCACUACCUUGAUGUCCAGUUUCGGUUGAUGAGGGAGGAUUUCAUCAUACCCCUGCGUAAGGGCAUCGCAGAGUUAAAGAACAAUCCUGACAAGAUACGUGACAAAACGUCGGAUCUAACACUCAGGUUAUACCGCGGUGCUAGGAUAACUCGAGUAUUCGAUAAGCACCAGCUAAAAUACUCUGUCAAAUUUGACAAAAUGAGACGAGUCAACUGGAAAGCCUCAAAACGACUUAUAAAUGGUUCGCUCGUCUGUUUCUCCAAGGAUAAUUUUACGACAAUUAUUUUCGCUACUGUGUGUAGUCGAGAUCAGAUUAGUGGAGAAAUAGAAGUCGACAUCAAAAGCGGUCUCGAUGAUUUACUUAGCAACAGUCCAUACGAUAUAUACAUCAUGGCGGAGGCGACAAAUCUAUUUGAACCCUACUUUCAUGUACUUAAAGGAUUUCACGAGAUGUCCCAGUCCAUGCCAUUCCAACAAUAUGUGAUCAGGUGUGAAACGACGCUUAAGCCACCAAGAUAUUUGCUUUCAAAAACCCAGACUGUUCCUAACUAUAAUUUGUCCUGCUUUAUGAACAAGGACAAAUUUUGGAUGUGUCCAGUACUGACGACAACAAAAUGGCCGCCAUGUGAGAGCAUGUGUUUAAACAAGUCACAAAGAGAAGCCGCCAUCUUAGCCCUGACAAAAGAAAUGGUGCUCAUUCAAGGUCCUCCAGGGACAGGAAAAACGUAUGUAGGUCUCAAGGUCAUGGAGGCCAUCAUGAAAAACUUGGAUGUUGUGUUCGGCACUGGGCCAGCCACUCCAAUCUUGAUUGUCUGUUACACGAACCACGCCUUAGAUCAGUUCCUGGAAGGGAUUUUAAAGUUCUGUGACGACGGCGUAGUUAGGGUUGGUGGGGGAAGUAAAUGUGAAAAACUUCAACCAUUCCUUUUAAAAGAACAACUAAAUAAGAAUAGAAACAACAGCACCAAAAAUAGUAACCGCUAUUCCAUUUUUAAAGCAAAAAAUGAGUGCUUUGAAAACAUGAAGGAGAUUGUGACAGAAAUAAAUCGGCUGAGUCAGCAGCUUGCUACGAUAAAAUCUGGUGUGAAAUCUGAGGAAGAACUAAGGAAAUACAUAGACGAUGUCCACUACGACUCUCUCUGCAAUGAUUGCCCAGAAUCUGGCUACAACAUUUCCAAAAUGUCGCAGUGGUUGAAUUCUGAUGAGGAGGAUCACCAAGACUCGCUGCGGAAAAGAAUUGAGGAUUUUUUAUACAAACUGGUGUUAAACUGGGAUUUUAGGAUCAAUCUUGACGAAGCGAGCAAGGUUGUUUCCAUGGAUAUAACCGGACGAGCCAGCUUAUACUACACGGCUGUUUUAAAACUUAGAGAGGUGCUAGAAAACGAGAUGGCGGUUCUGUGCAUGCAAAAUGAACCUGAAGAGGUAGCUACAAAAAUAGAUGAGUUAAAACAAAAGAUUGAUCAGACUAGAAGUCGAAUAGUACCGGAUACAGAGAUCGAACAGUUCUUACCUGAGUUCGAAACUAUUCAACGUUUUAUGAAAGGCAAGAAAGUGCAAGAAGAGGGAAUGUUGAUAAAAACUUGGAUCAUAGGACCAAACAGAGGAAUUAAAGACCAGUUCGAUGAUAUUGAGACUUUAGUUAAAGACAUGGGGAUUACAGGUGUAGAUUACUUCGAAAGUAGCGACAUUUUAUGUUCCAUUGAGUUGACAACAAUAGACAACGACGACGUUGAUGACAUUGAUGAAUUCGACGACUUAAAUGAUGUUGAAUACAGUAGCCUUGACAGAGACUCAACAGACGAGAGUCAUGAGCUGACCAUCAAAGACUACAUGAACUACAAUAAAAUGUCGGACCAAGUAACCCGGUUACUACAUCUCGUGCAGAACAGCGAAGAGAGUAGUUGGACAGUCGUGGACACCAAGAAAAACUUGCAACUCCUUCCUGGCUGGAUGACAGAGGACCAUAUGGCCGAGGGGCAAGCUGCAUCUAUCACAAACAUUUGGAAACUUAACGAGACUCAAAAACAUUCUUUGUACAAUUUGUGGACUCAGCGGUUUCGGCUGGAUAUUCUUGAAAGUUUGCAAUCUUUGCUUGACAAACACAAUUCGGAAGCUCAAAAAAUGGAAGAGUUUGGGAAAGAAGAAAAACUGUUAACUUUAAAAUCUGCUAAAAUUAUUGGCAUGACAACAACUGGAGCAGCUAAACAUCGUUCUCUGCUUGAAGCUGUGGGUUGUAAAAUUAUAGUGGUUGAGGAGGCGGCCGAGGUAUUUGAGUCCCAUAUAAUCACAGCACUGAACGCACAUUGCAAUCAUCUUAUCCUGAUUGGUGACCACCAACAGCUGAGGCCGAAACCAAACGUCUACGAACUGGCCAUUGAAUACGGUCUAGAGGUUUCCUUGUUUGAGAGACUCAUCAAGAACAACGUCCCACAUGUUGUGCUUAAGGUACAGCACAGAAUGCGGCCUGAGAUAUCAAAACUUAUGCUUCACAUAUACCCUGAGCUCGAAGAUGAUGACUCAGUGUUAGAAUAUGAUCACAUCAGGGGAGUUGAAAAAGAUGUUUAUUUCAUCAAUCAUACCAAUGUAGAAUCCCAAGUAGAUGACAGCUUAAGUAAAGAAAACAUAUACGAGGCGGAAUACAUGGUGGCUCUAUGUCAGUACCUUCUCGACCAAGACUACAGCCCACAAUCUAUUACCAUACUUACAACUUACGCCGGGCAACUGCUAGCUCUAAAAAGGCUAGCAAGGGAUGAAUCUCUGGAUCCGAGUGUGAGAAUUGCUGUCGUUGAUGACUUUCAAGGUGAAGAAAACGACAUCAUCCUGCUCUCUCUUGUGAGAAGUAACAAAAAGAAAAGCGUUGGGUUUUUAAAGAUUGACAACAGAAUAUGUGUUGCUUUGUCUAGAGCUAAGAAAGGUUUAUAUGUAAUAGGAAAUUUUAGCAUGCUGUCUUCGCAAAGCAGUCUGUGGAGAAAGAUUGUUGAAGAAACUCUGAAAUGUAACAUGAUAGGAGAUGGCCUGCCAAUCUGCUGCCCAAGUCACCCUGAGAACACACUUGUGAUUAGAAGUGCUAAUGACUUUAGGUUUCGUCCUGAAGGGGGGUGUGGAAACCCGUGUGAGAAGCGACUCCCAUGUGGACAUGUGUGUGAUCGCCCCUGUCAUGGGAAUGACCCAGAACACAUCGAACACAAAUGUAAGAAGAGGUGUGCUAGGACGUGCAAAGAAGGUCACACGUGCAGACGGCUGUGUUUCAAGGACUGUGGAAUGUGUGAGGUUUUUGUUACAAAAACUCUCAAAUGUGGACACGAGGCAGCCAUGCCCUGUGGACGUGAUCCAGACGAUCACGAUUGUGAAGCGAGGUGUCCUGAGAUUUUUGACUGCUCGCAUCAAUGUUCUGGAAAAUGUGGCAGAUGCUCAAGACAUAGGGAGCAUCCUCGUUGCGAAACUAAAGUAGCCUACCAGUUCCAGCCGUGUGAAGAUGUAAACGAUAUUCCUUGUUACAAAACCAAAGAGGACCCACCUUGCGAGAGAAUUUGUAACGAAAUCUUAGACUGCGAGCACCGAUGUAAAGGCAUCUGCUCUGACUGUUCAAAAGUUGGUCAUAGAGCUUGUCCCGAGAUUUGCAAUAAGAUUCUUGUCUGUGGUCACGCGUGUAAAGGCAGAUGCAAGAAUUGCACCAGCAAUGAAGAACACUCAUCAUGUAAUGAAAAAUGCAACGCGAAGCUUGAAUGUGAGCAUCAAUGUCAAGGAAGAUGCGGAGAUUGCGCAGAGAACCCCCACCCGAAAUGUAAGCAGACAUGUAAAGGAAUUCUUGCUUGCUCUCACCAAUGCGCAGGUAUUUGUUGGAAGUGUACAGAAAACACGCAUGAACAAUGUAAGAAAAUUUGCAACGCUCUUCUUUCUUGCAAGCACAAAUGUGAAGGUCAGUGUGGUGUCUGCUCACUCAAAGGCCACGGCACAUGCAUGAGACCAUGCAAGAAAGAACUCGCGUGUAAACAUACUUGCAAUGGACUUUGCGGCCAAUGCUCGGAAAAUGGACAUCCUAAAUGUUUAUCGACAUGCAGUGCUACGCUGACGUGUGGUCACAAAUGUAUUGGAAAAUGCGGGGACUGCUCAGAGAAAGGUCACGCAAAAUGUCAUGACAAAUGCAAGAAGAAGCUGCCUUGUACACAUAAAUGUAAGGGAGAUUGUGGCGAAUGUUCGGAAAAGGGCCAUAGCAAGUGCCCAGAAAUAUGUAAUAAAUUACUUCCUUGCAGACACAAAUGCCAAGGAAUCUGUGGCGAAUGUGCAGAAAACGGCCUACAUUCAAAAUGUCUGAAACCAUGCAGUGCUGAACUUCCUUGUAAACAUAUUUGCAAAGGCCAGUGCGGAGACUGCUCUCAAGGAACCCACAAGCAAUGCCAAGAUGAAUGCAAAGCUCUUUUUCGAUGUGGGCAUCAUUGCACUGCUGUGUGUGGUAGUUGUAAAGAGGGAGGUCACAAGCAAUGCCACGCUGAUUGUAAUAAACAUCUUCCGUGUGGGCACAUGUGCCCUGGGGUGUGUGGUAUCUGCCAGAACAGUGGUCAGCACAACGAGUGUCAGGAGAAGUGCACAAACACCCUCAUAUGUGGGCACAAAUGUGCUGGCACAUGUGGACAACCUUGCGUGCCGUGUAAAGAAAAAUGCCCUUUUAGUUGCAGACACGGUUCAUGUUGCGGCGAGGUGGCUAAACACUUGUGUGGUGAGCCUUGUAAUCCAUGCAGAGCUAUCGAUUUCUUCCGCUGUGAUCACGGUGGUCAAAUGAUCAGAAAUUGCUUUGAUAAAUGGCCUAAGAAACCAUGCGAACUGAAGUGUGCGAAGAGAAUGAAAGUCGUCUCGUUUAACAAUGGGAAAAAGACAAUUUGUCGACACCCGUGUGCGGGUAUUUGCGGCGAGAUUUGUGUCUGUAAGGUCUGUGAGCAGGUACGGCCGAUAAAAAAAUUUAAAGUUCUAAACAUUUCUUCACCCCAAAACCAAAAGCCCAUAAAACAAGAGCGGUUGAUUAUCAAACUCCCUUCCUGCCUUCACGUAUUCUACGUGGACGAGCUAGAUAAUUAUGUUGAUAACUACGACCCCAAUGGCACCAAAUUUCUUAAGUGUCCAGUCUGUCAGAAACUCAUCACAAACUGCCCACGAUACGAAAAUAUUUCUAAAGAACGUUUCGCAAAAAGGGAAACUCUCAAAUCCCAAGGUAUCGUGUACAUUCCAGGGCCUGUUAGCAGAGAACCCAAGAACAAGAAAAAGAGAGAAGAUAAAAAUGUGCCAACAAAAGAAGAUGAAGCUGAUAUCCCGGACUACGUGGCGGCUGCUGUAGCAGCUACUGAACAAAGUCAGAAACGUGGGGCAAAGAAAAACCAAGCGAAUGAUAAAACUAACGGAGACAGUUCAGAUGAUGGGGCUCGAGGAUCAACUGCAGUUGAAAUCGACGAGAAGGGCCACAACCAGAGAGGAAAUAACACUGGUGAUGGUAAUAAUGGAAAAGACGGCUCGGGGGGUGAUGAGUGUGGUGUGGAAGAAUCAGAAAAAAAGAACCAUAGUUCCAGAAAAAAUAGGAAAAAUAACAAGAAUUUGAAAUCAAAUCAGCGGACAUCAAGUUCAUCUACGUGUUCCCAAGCAAGAAGUGAACAAGAUACGCGCGAUAGAGUUGCAAAUAACGAUGGCGCCAAAGGCGGAAAUACGCCAGCUGUUCAAGGCAAACUGACUAAAAAACAAAAGAAAAUGAACAAGGUUUUGAGCAAGGUGGGCGGUCAUGAAGCGGCUGCUUCCACUUCAUCUGGGACGAUGACAACUGGCAAUGGUUUCCAAAAUGGUGAUAUUGAAAAGAAGAAAAAAGAAUUCAACUAUUCUCCGUUCAAACGUCGCAAAAUGAUCAACAGUGCUAUGAAAUCUGCCGAACAUUCCUCAACGACUGAUGAUGCCACAUCGUCUGCAACAGCCUCCGGGGGUAACAGCUACAACCCCUCAACAGAUUCAAUAAGGAAAAACAGUGAAAGCUCUGGAGGUUUUGAUCACCCAGACAAAAGAAAAAAUAAAGGAAAGAAAUCUUUUAUGGAAGAUUCCAAAGCUCAAGGUGAUAGACAACAAAAAGAGAAAGAUGAAGACAAGGACUCAAAAUCCAAGAAAUUUUCUGCUGGAAAAAAGAAACACCAUUGAAGUUUUCUUUUGACAUAAGACAGAAUAGCCGAUAAAGUCUGAAAAUGGAAAAGAGAUUACUUUUUUAAAGUAGAUCUAACUAAUUUCUUUAUACAUUACCUGUACAUUACCUGUUAUAGUUAGCUAACAUUGUUUACAAGUGUUGCUUAUUACAAUGCCUUGAAUCCAGAAGAGUAUUUUUAUAAACCAAACUGCUUUACUAAUUACUAGUAUAAUUCUUAUUCCAUUUGAGUCAUUUUACUUUAAAAUGUGUAGGCAUACGUGUGUUUUGUUUUAUUAGCAACUGAUAAAGCACAAAAUCUAGAUACAUUUUAAAUAUUCAAUUUAUUGUGUAACUUUUAUAGACUUUUUUUAAAAACUUUGCUAGGUUGGCUAUGCUUUCUUUAUUACAUAGAUCUAGAUGCUUGUUAAUAUGUUUUAAAACUGUUGAUACAUUUACCAUGUCGUGCUGUUUGAGAGACGUAGGCCAUGUAGACAAGAUUAAUCCAUCUCUCACAGAAGCAAGCCUGCGUUUACAUUUACGUGCUUUUUGUCAAACAGUGUUUUUUUUAAUUUUAAUUAUUUCUUUAUUUUGCAAUUUCUUGCUUUGUUGUUAUCUAAUCUUUCUUGUAGGAUAAUACAGGGAAUACUGUUUGAGUGUUACUUUAGAUUUACGUGAGGAAAUCAUUUACUCAUAUGCUCAAGAAUGAUAUUUUCAAAGUAUAUAUUUUCGUCAUUGUUUAUUUAACUUUAUUAUUCUAGGCCUGCUUAUAGUAAAGAGGGAACGGCGGGUAUGAGGGACUGAGAUUGUGGUGACGUCAGUUAUCAAUAACAAUUUAUUGGUUAUAUUGUCAAAUAUUUAAAAUGCACUAAUUAUUAAGAAGUUAACUUUCAUCGAUAUUGAAUUAAUAUUUAUCUUUAUACCUCUUGUAUUACUGGAUUGUAAUUUAAUCACUUCGAAAGUAGACUUUAUCAAGUGGAUCUAUCUAUAAGAUCAGUCAUGAUGAAUACUUAUAUUUUUUUUAAAAUAAGUUUAAUAACAUAAGAGUCAUUAUACAAUAUUUAUUCACAAUCUACUAUUUUGUUUAUGGUUUUAUUUAGUACCCUACUUGAUAUAAAUGUUUUUCCAACUAGAUCUAGUUCUAGUCAUAAUUUAAUUAAUUUUGUAUAAUGAAACUUACUUGAUGUUUCCAUCCAUACCAGAUCAAUUUGUAAAGUUUUCAGCCACUUUCUGUUCGUUGGGAAUAGUCCAGUUCCACAAUAGCAUGCCAUUUCUAAACUAAAUAUAGUUUUGUAUUUUUUAUUGUAUAUACAAUAUUUUAUAGUUGUUUUUUUAUGUAGUUUUUUUUUUAAAUCUUUAAUGACAAAGCUUGUGGGUUUUUUUUACGUGAACUGUUAUUCUUCUACUGCAGUUUCAUUUAAACUAUAAACUUGAAUCGCUUUGUAUAAAAUAAAUGUCAAUUGAUUUUCCCACGUUUUCUUUAACUU
This is a messenger RNA of Physella acuta, 8741 nucleotides long. Its product is annotated as NFX1-type zinc finger-containing protein 1-like. The record is from RefSeq and is a predicted model, not a curated record. Gene Ontology annotation, molecular function: helicase activity. Gene Ontology annotation, biological process: regulatory ncRNA-mediated heterochromatin formation. Gene Ontology annotation, cellular component: nuclear RNA-directed RNA polymerase complex. NCBI's taxonomy places the organism in Eukaryota, Metazoa, Mollusca, Gastropoda, Physidae.